Molecule: messenger RNA, 1048 nt
Organism: Elaeis guineensis (African oil palm)
Lineage: Eukaryota; Viridiplantae; Streptophyta; Magnoliopsida; Arecales; Arecaceae
Product: ferredoxin-thioredoxin reductase, variable chain
Biological process (GO): photosynthesis
Source: RefSeq, a predicted model, not a curated record
AUCCUCCACGUCCACGCGACCACUCGCUUAUUCCUGCCCAGGCAAAUAUUCCAUUUAUUACCACCACUUAUAUUAAUCCCGAUCCGAUAAAUGUUCGACGAAAAGCCUACAAGAAACCCUCACCCUCCCUCCUCUCCCUUUCCCGGCUCCACUCCAUCGAAGCCCUUCUAUCGACCGCCAACGCUUCGAUAGGACUUUGAGAGAUCAAGACACGGAAUCCGAGAGAGAUAUUAUUUCAUCGGAAUCGGAAUGCCAACGGCGGCGACCGUCCCCACCACCGCCCUCCUCUGGCGUCACCCUGCCGCCGCCACACUCCCCUCGCCUUCCCCCUUUGCCCCCGCCCACCCCGUGAUCCGUGCCUCCGGGCAACCGGCGGCGUUGUUCCGGAGAAGAAUCUCUUGCCAGGUCGCCAUCACUACCGACGCUUCUUCCUCCUCGUCGCCAUCGGUGGAGGAGGAGGAGGCGGAGGCGUUGGCCAAGAUCGGGCGGAGGGUCCGGGUGAAGGUGCCGCUGAAGGUCUACCAUGUCCUCAAGGCCCCCGAGCUGGAUUUGAACGGGAUGGAGGGGGAGAUCAAGCAGUACGUGGCGUUGUGGAAGGGGAAGCGGAUCUCCGCCAAUCUUCCCUUCAAGAUCGAGUUCCACGUCGCCGUCGAGGGCCAGCCGAAGCCCGUCAAGUUCUUCGCCCACCUUAAGGAGGACGAGUUCGAGUACCUCCCGUAAUCCGAUUGACCUAAAUUGUGUAAUUUGAUGUAAAGACUCCAGAUUUCAGACAGUCUUUUGGAUGGAAUUAUUGAGUAUCCAUCGCCUUCUCUUCUUUCCCAAGAACUUCUAUUGAUAUCAUAACAGCAACAUGAUGGUUGUAAAUUGAUUAAUAAAUAGAUGAGAAGGGAAGAAGGCACCUUAUAGUUCUGCCACCAAGUAAGUUUCUUGUCAUUUCUUCCUUCUGUUUCUGCUGUUGUUGUCAAUUUGAGUUACUGCUUGAAAAAAGUUGAACGAGUUUUGUUGUAUAAUCAGAUAUAUACCUUUAAAGGAAUAUGUUUCUUGCCUA